UGUUGUAAGUAUUAUGGUUUCUCUUGUACACGUGUAUGUGAUAUUUUAGAAUGCAGUGACCUAUGAUGAUGUGCAUGUCGACUUCACUUGGGAAGAGUGGACUUUACUGGAUCCUUCCCAGAAGAAUCUCUACAAAGAUGUGAUGCUGGAAACCUACAGGAACCUCACUAUUAUAGGAUACAAUUGGGAAGACCAUAAUACUGAAGAGCAUCUUCAAAGUUCUAGAGGAGAUGAAAGUCAUGAACAAAAUCAAACUGGAAAGAAACAUACUAUAUACACUCAAUGUGUUAAAGAUCUUUCAUAUCCCAGUACUCUUCAAAUGUAUGAAAAAGAACAUACUGGAGAGAAACCCUAUGAAUAUAAUCAAUGUGGUAAAGCUUUUGAAUUUCAAAACUAUCUUCAAGAACAUAAAAGAAAGCAUACUGGAGAGAAACCCUAUGAAGGAAAUCAUGGUGGUAAAGGCUUUUCUUGUCAAAGUAGUCUUCAAAUGCAUAAAAAAACUCAUUUUGGAGAGAAACCCUGUGAAUGUAAUCCAUGUAGUAAAGCCUUUACACAAUUCAGUAGUCUUCAAAAGCAUACAAGAACCCAUUCUGGAGAAAAACCCUAUCAAUGUAAUUUAUGUGGUAAAGCCUUUGCACAAUUCAGGUAUCUUCAAAGGCAUACAAAAACACAUUCUGGAGAGAAACCCUGUCAAUGCAAUUUAUGUGGUAAAGCCUUUGCACAAUUCAGUUAUCUUCAAAGGCAUACAAGAACACAUACUGGAGAGAAACCUUAUGAAUGUAAAGAAUGUGGUAAAGCCUUUGCAUAUCAUAGUCAUCUUCAGAGGCAUAAAAGAACACAUACUGGAGAGAAACCCUAUGAAUGUAAUCAGUGUGGUAAAGCCUUUGCAAGUCAUAACCAUCUUAAUACACAUAAAAGAACACAUACUGGAUAG
Molecule: messenger RNA, 934 nt
Organism: Peromyscus eremicus (cactus mouse)
Lineage: Eukaryota; Metazoa; Chordata; Mammalia; Rodentia; Cricetidae
Product: zinc finger protein 120-like
Exons: 3
Coding region: 143-934 (263 amino acids)
Biological process (GO): regulation of transcription by RNA polymerase II
Molecular function (GO): DNA-binding transcription factor activity; RNA polymerase II cis-regulatory region sequence-specific DNA binding
Source: RefSeq, a predicted model, not a curated record